ACCUACGUCAUGUACGCCAUGUUUUGGUGUUUUUGUGAUCAAACUGCCAACGCCGACUUCUUCGUUCUUUAACACACCACUCGGGCCCAUUCUUUUAUACCAGCCAUUCGACAUUCAAUACACCUCACCAGUCUCAAACGAGGUCCAAGUUGGCCGUCUAGCUCAAGAUUCUCAAUACCAACAAACUGUUCCCCUCUGUCCGCAUAAGCUAGCAUUUAUAAGCACCCAGCAUGCCUAUGAACGAGGAGGGCAAGCUCGAGCACGCGGCGCCCAAGCCCAGCGACCCGGCCCACGGCUCCUCGGAAAAUACCAACCACACGACCAAGCAUGGCGAGAAGCCGACGACGGCCAAGGAGGCCAUCAUGGACCCCUCGUUCUUCCCCACGCUGCACGGGGCACCCCUCGCCCAGAAAGUCAAGUCGUACCUGUUCCUUGUGUCCCUCGUCUUCGGCGCCGUGGCGACGCUCUGGUUUUGCGGGUACGAGUUGCUGCAGACCACGCCCCCGGUUGUCCAGGUCCCGCUCGUCGUUCCCGGAACCGAGGGUGGGUACGCGGAGUCCUAUGCAGAGGUCGCCAAGGAAGUCGGCAUAUUGACCACGGGCGCCAGUGCCAUGAUAAUGCUGUUGUUGUACAUCACGGGGACAUCGCACAUUGACUUCUGGAGCUUAGUUAUAGAGUAUGGCUGGUGGACCCUUCCACUGGCUGGUUUUAUGGGGAUCUUGUUCGUCAUCAUGGCAGAGAACACGGAGAGCAUUAGAGAGGUCGAUUGAAAGUUAUCUUUGAUCGUCUACAGUAAUUAGUCACAAAUAAAGACGAACAUGAU
Truncatella angustata is the source of this 823-nucleotide messenger RNA. RefSeq lists its product as uncharacterized. The record is from RefSeq and is a predicted model, not a curated record. The transcript has a single exon. NCBI's taxonomy places the organism in Eukaryota, Fungi, Ascomycota, Sordariomycetes, Amphisphaeriales, Sporocadaceae. The coding region runs from base 231 to 770 and encodes 179 amino acids.